This is a messenger RNA of Ananas comosus (pineapple), 1068 nucleotides long. RefSeq names its product transcription factor LAF1-like. The record is from RefSeq and is a predicted model, not a curated record. The transcript has 3 exons. Lineage: Eukaryota; Viridiplantae; Streptophyta; Magnoliopsida; Poales; Bromeliaceae. The coding region runs from base 1 to 1068 and encodes 355 amino acids.
AUGGGCUGCAGGUCUUGUGAGAAGCCAAAAGUGAACUGCAGAAAAGGAUUGUGGUCUCCGGAGGAGGAUCGGAAGCUGAGAGACUACAUUCUCCGCUACGGCCACGGUUGUUGGAGCGUAGUUCCCGCUAAGGCCGGGUUACAGAGAAAUGGAAAAAGCUGCAGGCUCAGGUGGAUCAAUUACCUGCGACCGGGAGUGAAGCGCGGCACAUUUUCACUGCAGGAAGAAGAAAUUAUCAUGAAGCUUCAUGCCAUGCUGGGAAAUAAAUGGUCUCGAAUAGCUAUGCAUCUACCAGGCCGAACAGACAACGAGGUAAAGAAUCACUGGAACUCCUACCUCAAGAAGAAAGUUCUAAAGAUCGAAGGAUCGACAACUCCGAACUCAGAUAACCAAACUGUAAGGCUAAGACAAUAUAUCGAAGAAACCAAUGGCCAAAUCUCAGCUUCAUUCUCUUCAGAUUUUGUCGAAUCAUCUUCUACUGACUCAAGCCUAACCGCGACAACCAAAGCCGGUAUUUGCUUCUCCGAUGGGCGACCGCAAACAGCUUUUCCUAAAGUUCUUUUCGCAGAUUGGCUUGCUAUGGGCUGCGCUAACAACCAAAUUGUUACAAAUGAAGAGAUGAAUUGCCAAUUAGACGCCAUUUCGAAUGUUACGGUCCAUAGCCAUGAUGACACUUUUUGCCAAAAUUCAACCUCAGAUGCUUCGGAGUUCGUUGAAUCGUCUUCGAUGGACUCGAGCCUAACCAACACUUAUAAUGCUCAUGAUAGCGGCGUUCUAUUUACAGAUUGGGUCUUCACGGACCAUGUCAAUAGCCAAAGUGCACCAAGUGCGAAUGGAGCAAUUGAUAGCCACUUAGACUCGAACUCGAAUGAUCAAAUGCUCACUCCUGGACCAGUUCAAGUUGAUGCGCCAACUACUAUUGACGCGAUUCACGAAUUGGGUGGAUGUGGCAUCUACGCGGAGACCAGGUCGCAGUUCGAGCCUGCAAGUCAGAUCCAAGGAUGCGAGUUCUACGAUCUAUUUUCUUCGGUCGAUGCAUCUUUUGGUAACUUUUGGCAUGAGCCAUGA